AUGGACGACGAGGACAAAGACAGCGCAGCACGUGACUCGACGCCAGCAGCGCCGCCAACACCGAUAGCAUUCAGCAACAACAUAGUCAUCUAUUUUGAGGGCUCGCAAGAAUCCAUCUCAGGAAUGUCGACUGGUAGUGGCGACGUCGUGAACGCUCUUUCCAAGCACGAUCCGACCAACUACAGUAAAGGCACGAGCAGUGAAAAGAGCGAUGGCUGGACCAAAGCAACGAGAGAAGAAAUUGCGGAGCUCCAGGACGACAACGUCUGA
This is a messenger RNA of Peronospora belbahrii, 270 nucleotides long. Lineage: Eukaryota; Oomycota; Peronosporomycetes; Peronosporales; Peronosporaceae. The record is from the annotation of a GenBank genome assembly.